CUCCACCACCACUGCACUGCCUCAAUCUAGAUCGCAUAGCCUUCGAUCGACCAUCAUCCUCACUUCGGUCUUCCAAUGAGUCCGAUCAACAGUCUAUGGUUCAAGUGGAAGGGCCUUCGCCUACCCUGGCGCAGGUCAUUCCUCGUCGGCACCGACCUACACGGAAACACCUUCUGGGAAUUCAAGGACCAACUCAACGCCGGCCGCUUCCGCCGCAUCGUCAAGACCGAUCCCAAAACCCACCUCGCCGAUGUCCAAGUGAGCCCCCAAUGGCACCAAUGGCUCCGUUACGUCCGUGCAGACCCCCCGUCCAUCCAAGAACAACAACAAGACAUCAUCCGACAAAUGCAAAUCAAGGAAUUAGCCCGUCUGGCCGAUGAGCGCUGGGCCAGCAAACCGUCGUAUCUGGAUAUGCCCAAAUCCCAACAACAACCGCUCCCCGCCACCAACACAAGUGAUGCGACAGUAGCCCAAGCAAACAAGAGCCCUUCGGAGGAUACGCAGACGGCAACUGCCGAGGCUGCGAAGAAGAAUGACCCCUGGGCGAAGGCGGCGGCAGGCGCUCCGGGUCAGAAGUGGCAGCCUGAUUCGUGGAGCCCGACUGCGUCGAAGAGAUGAGUGAGCGAGGUGUCUAGAGGGAAGGAGGUGGAGAAUUUGCAGCUUGGCUUGACUACUCCGUACUUGGGCCUCCAUUCUCUCGCUUCAAUCCGAAACACAUAUGUCAGACUCGUCACCUCUAAAAUAGGCAUAUCUGGGGUUGCCUUGCCAGGUUGCCAUCCGUUCCCGAAAUGCGGAACACGCCAGACAUACGCAGAGAGAAGCUGAUUGGCUGUGUUUCGUUAGUGUCGUUGGAGCAACAUUACAGACAGUUGCGAAACAGUAUCUGUCGAUAAGAGACAUCACAUUUUUCUGGUGAUCAGUGACGGGAUGGGAUGUCUCACAUGGUACUCGGCCAUCUAGAGCUUUGGCUUAGGAAACCCCCAACUCUUGUAUAUUACGAACUAUUACUGUAUUAUGAAUGAGCUAUGUACAUUAUUUUUCAUUGGCGUUUUCUACCAGGUCGCCGUUAGGCGUAUAUUGAUCAGGC
This is a messenger RNA of Aspergillus costaricaensis CBS 115574, 1087 nucleotides long. RefSeq lists its product as uncharacterized. The coding region runs from base 76 to 618 and encodes 180 amino acids. Gene Ontology annotation, biological process: mitochondrial respiratory chain complex I assembly. The transcript has 3 exons. Gene Ontology annotation, cellular component: membrane. NCBI's taxonomy places the organism in Eukaryota, Fungi, Ascomycota, Eurotiomycetes, Eurotiales, Aspergillaceae. The record is from RefSeq and is a predicted model, not a curated record.